Phalaenopsis equestris is the source of this 2132-nucleotide messenger RNA. RefSeq names its product mechanosensitive ion channel protein 1, mitochondrial. The transcript is spliced from 9 exons. The record is from RefSeq and is a predicted model, not a curated record. NCBI's taxonomy places the organism in Eukaryota, Viridiplantae, Streptophyta, Magnoliopsida, Asparagales, Orchidaceae. Gene Ontology annotation, cellular component: membrane. Gene Ontology annotation, biological process: transmembrane transport. Bases 236 to 1831 code for a protein of 531 amino acids.
UGGCUGUUGGCUGGCGAUCCAGAUAUCUUCGGGCCGAUCCCUGAACUUAGCCAGGGCGGACCUCCGAUAGCCGGGGGUGACCGAAAAAGGUUUAGAUUACGGACCUGAAAAGAAGAGCGAAAUGGUGUUUUGGACUGAAGUUUUCAGGUUCUAAUAGGAUUAAAAGGUGCCAUUUUGCUAUAAAGGUGCACAAAAGGUUACAGUUUUGUGAAGAAAACUUGAAGAAAGUUUGACCAUGUCAAGAAUUUGUUUGCAUGCUUUGAAUAGGUAUGGUUCUCAUGCUGGAUCAUCACACUUACAUAUGCACAGUAUGAAUAUUUCAAAGUUCAGGUGGAAUUACUUUCAAAUAGCAUCAUGCUUCAGUGAAGGAAAGAAUUAUGAGGCAAAAGCCUUACAUCAUACAUUGGAGGAAAAUGAUACACCAUUUCCAUUAUCUUUCCACAAGAUUAAACAAUGCAGUAAUAGUUUCUCUAAAAAAAAUUAUAUUAGAUCCUUAAACAGCCUUUGUUUGAUGAAAAAGGAUUUACAUUUACAACAUCACUAUCUCCCAUUGGGCAUGCCGUUUUCUUGUCGUUCCUACUCAUCUGAUGUCAGCAGCAAUACAGAUGGCCUUCAAAAUGGCAAUCCAACUGAUUAUACAAAAGAAACAAUAGAGAAAACUAAUGAUUCUGAGUGGAGUGAUAUUUUGAAUGAUGCUCAUCAGUUUGUGGUUGGUGCUGUUUCCUACACAGGAAGAAAAGUGAAGGAGGUUUCCAAUGAUGUAACUUCUUACAUGCAACAACUGUAUGAUUCACAUCCAUAUAUGGAGAAAGUACUAAUCCCUGUUGGUGGCACUAUGGCAGCAACAUUGCUAGCAUGGUUUGUUAUGCCUAGGAUUUUUCGAAAAUUUCACAAGUAUGCAAGUCGGAAUCCUUUUGCAUUAUUUUCGGGAGGCUCAAUUGUGGAAGAAAUUCCUUAUGAGAAAAGUCUUUGGAAUGCUUUGGAAGAUCCCGCUAGAUAUCUUAUUACUUUCAUGGCAUUUUAUGAGUUAGGUAUAAUUAUUGCACCAACUACUUCACAGUAUCUUCCUCAGGCAUGGAGGGGUGCAGUUGUUCUUUCUUUUGUAUGGUUUCUCCAUAGAUGGAAAACUAAUGUUUUUACCCGUGCCAUCGAAAAGCCAUCUGUCAUUGGCCUUGAUCGAGAUAAACUCUUAACAUUAGAGAAAAUUUCAUCUAUGGGUCUUCUUAUAUUAGGAGCAAUAGCUCUAGCCGAGGCAUGCGGUGUGGCUGUGCAGUCAAUUUUAACUGUUGGCGGCAUAGGAGGAGUGGCCACUGCUUUUGCUGCAAGAGACAUCCUUGGAAACAUACUUAGUGGUCUUUCUUUGCAAUUUUCAAAGCCUUUCUCACUGGGAGAUUAUAUAAAGGCUGGUUCAAUUGAAGGGCAAGUGGUAGAAAUGGGUCUCACAACCACAUCUCUUAUGAAUCCUGAAAAGUUUCCUGUCAUUGUUCCAAAUUCUUUAUUUUCCAGCCAGGUAAUUGUGAAUAAGUCACGUGCACGGUUGCGUGCUUGCAUAAAGAAUAUAGCUAUUCAAGUUGAUGAUUUAGAAAAGGUUCCUCAUGUCACCAAUGAGAUAAAAUCAAUGCUUUUGUCUAAUCCAACAGUAUCUUUGGAGAAGGAUACCCCAUAUUGCUUCCUCUCUCGCAUUGAAAAUUCAUUUGUAGAACUUACUCUUGGAUGCAAUCUCAAAAAUAUGAAAAAAGAUGAGUUAUAUGCAACAGAGCAAGAUAUUCUGCUGCAAGCAGCAGCGAUAAUUAAGAAGCAUGGAGCUAAAAUUGGCAGCAACUUGGUAUGAUCUAUACCGCAGCUGAUUUUGUAAGGACAGUUUUCGCACUAGAGGUGAUAUGUAGCUGUUUGAAUUUCUGUAAGGUGGUCCUCACGUCAGCUUUCUAACAGUGGUUCCUUUCGAUGCUGCUGCUCCAAUAUGGGGCAAUUACCCAGCGACUCUGGUUUGAUUAAAAUUUUUGAGUGGCGGAAUUUUUGUGUCGCGCGGAAAUAUAAUCAAAUAUGAUUUUAUUUCUUUUGCUCUUCAUCAGAUUUUUUUUUUUUUCUUUUCAUCUGAGGGUUUGUGCCAGCCUGCUUUUUCACUAUUUUGC